Molecule: messenger RNA, 2603 nt
Organism: Nycticebus coucang (slow loris)
Lineage: Eukaryota; Metazoa; Chordata; Mammalia; Primates; Lorisidae
Gene: HMMR
Product: hyaluronan mediated motility receptor
Exons: 18
Coding region: 72-2207 (711 amino acids)
Cellular component (GO): membrane
Molecular function (GO): hyaluronic acid binding
Source: RefSeq, a predicted model, not a curated record
UUGAAUUUGAAGCCAGAAGGCAGUUGUAAAGGACUGCCAGUGACUUUCCGCUUCUGGAGCUGGUGUUCGGCAUGUCUUUUCCUAAGGCGCCCCUGAAACGAUUCAAUGAUCCUUCCGGUUGUGCCCCAUCUCCGGGUGCUUAUGAUGUUAAAAUGUCAGAAGCAUUGAAAGGACCAGUAUCCUUUCAGAAAUCAGAGAGAUUUAAAAAAAAAAAAGACUCUCAACAAAAUUCUAAUGUUGACAAAGAUGCUACCUUGACUGCUUCAGCUAGAAAAGUUAAGACUUUGGAAUUAAAGAAGGAAUCUCAAAAGAAUGAUAAAGAUUUGAAGGUCCUGGAAAAAGAGAUUCGUGUUCUUGUGCAGGAACGUGGUGCUCAGAACAAGAAAAUCCGGGACCUGGAAACAGAGUUGGAUAAAUUGGAAGCCAAGCUUCAUGCCUCCGUAAGGGAAAAAACGUCACUGUCUGCAAGUAAUGCUUCCCUGGAAAAACAGCUUAUUGAAUUGACAAAGACUAAUGAACUACUAAAAUCUAAGUUUUCCGAAAAUGGUAACCAGAAGAAUUUAAAAAUUCUAAGCCUAGAGUUGAUGAAACUUAGAAACAAAAGAGAAACAAAAAUGAAGAAUAUGACAGCUAAGCAAGAAGGCAUGGAGGUGAAGCUGCAGGUCACCCAGAAGAAUCUCGAAGAGUCUCAGGAGAAAAUAGCCCAACUUGAGAAACUUGUUUCCACAGAGAAAGACAAGAUUGAUGAAAAAUCUGAAACAGAAAAACUCUUAGCAUACAUCGAAGAAAUUAGUUGUGCAUCAGACCAAGUGGAAAAAUACAAGCUAGAUAUUGCCCAGUUAGAAGAAAAUUUGAAAGAGAAGGAUGAUGAAAUUUUAACCCUUCAGCAGUCUCUUGAGGAAAACAUUGUGUUGUCUAAACAAGUCAAAGACCUGAGAGCUCUAUGUCAGCUGCUUGAAACAGAAAUAGAAGACCUUGUAAACAGGAAUAAAGAACUGGAUAAAAAUCUAAAUGCUGAGAUACAAAACUUAAAAGAGAAGUUUAUUCUUGAAAAAGAAGAAUAUGAAAAGCUUCAACAAAAAGAGUUAGAAAUUGAGUCACUUCUGCAACAAGAGAAGGAAUUAUCUUCUAGUCUUCAGCAGAAGCUAUGUUAUUUUCAAGAGGAAAUGAUUAAAGAGAAGAAUCUCUUUGAGGAAGAAUUAAAACAAACCCUGGAUGAGCUUGAUAAAUUACAGCAAAAGGAGGAACAAGCCGAAAGGCUGGUCAAGCAGUUGGACGAAGAAAGAAAAUUUAGAGCUGAAGAACUCAAACUCCUAGAAGAAAAGCUGAAAGGGAAAGAAGCUGAACUGGAAAAAAGUAAUGCUAAUGCUCAGGCCACCCUGGUUUUACAGGAAAAGUAUAAUAGCACAGUACAAAACUUUGGGGAUAUUACUGCUCAGUUUGAAAGCUACAAAGCAUUAGCAGCUGCUGAGAUAGAAAAUCUGACGCUGGAAAACUCAUCACUACUGGAAAAAGUGACCAAGGCUGAGAAAAGUGCAGAGGAGCUUCAACAUCAGAAGUUGGCAACUGAGAGUGAAAAUCAAGAAUAUGCAAGAAUGCUUCUAGACCUGCAGACCAGAUCAGCACUUAAAGAAGCAGAAGUUAAAGAAAUCACAGUUUCUUCUCUUAAAAAAAUAACUGAUUUGCAAAACCAACUUAAGGAACAAGAGGAGGACUUUAAGAAACAUCUGGAAGAUGAAGAAGCAAGAAAAUCUGGGAAAGAAAAUACAGUGGCAGAAUUAACCGAAGAAAUGAAUAAGUGGCGUCUCCUUUAUGAAGAACUGUAUAAUAAAACAAAACCUUUUCAGCUACAACUGGAUGCGUUUGAAGCAGAGAAACAGGCAUUGUUGAAUGAACAUGUUGCAGCUCAGGAACAGCUAAAUAAAAUAAGAGAUUCAUAUGCCAAAUUAUUGGGUCAUCAGAAUUUAAAGCAAAAAAUCAAGCAUGUUGUGAAGUUGAAAGACGAAAAUAGCCAACUCAAAUCGGAGGUGUCGAAACUCCACUCUCAGCUUACUAAAAGGAAACAAAGUGAGGCAAAACUUCAGGAAGAAUUGAAUAAAGUUCUGGGUAUCAAACACUUUGAUCCUUCAAAGGCUUUUCAGCAUGAAAGUAAAGAAAAUUUUGUCCUCAAAACCCCAUUAAAAGAAGGCAACACUAACUGCUGCUAAGCUCCUGUGGAGUGUCAAGAAUGAUGAAAGGAAACAUCUGAGAAACCUGUUGAAAAUUAUUUUAUUCUUGUUAUCAUUAUUAUUGAUGUUAUUAUUGCUUUUGUUCGUAUGUUUGUUGUGAGUAUUUUAUAAUAUAUUUAACUUUGACUGUCUGUCCUUAAGUAUAUGAAAGGAAAUUCAGUAUUUUUUACCAAAAUGUCUUCUGGCAUUUUAUUUUCUAUAGUAAAUAACUCCUCCUAAUGCCCACCUUCAUCACCUCAUUCUGAAUCUUUUCACUGGCUUUCCAGCUUACAACGCAUAACAUCAAAUCAGUAUUCCUGUAAAAAUCACUAUUAUUCCCCUUUUCUGAAACUUUAGUUUCAACAUUCUUUUUUUUUUUGUUUAAGACAGAGUCUC